Messenger RNA from Linum trigynum, 1381 nucleotides. NCBI's taxonomy places the organism in Eukaryota, Viridiplantae, Streptophyta, Magnoliopsida, Malpighiales, Linaceae. The record is from the annotation of a GenBank genome assembly.
AUGCCGCGUGGCAUUUGCCAGUUGCCACCUCGCAGAACGGCCUCCACGUUUCCGUCCACGUGUAACCAUUUACCCGCUUCCCCAAACCCCUUCAAAUCUCACUUCGCUCUUCAACUUUUACUCCACUUGUCAAUUUUUGUUAAUUACCACCGCCGGGAGAUUUCCAAGCAUGUCGCACAAUUCAGAAUCCACGGCGCCGCUCCUCCCGUCGACCAAAGGCUCCGCCGCUACGGUGAGCGACAUAGUUCUCUGGAGGCGCCCGAUAUCGAGCGCCCUCGUCGUUUCGGUGGCGACGGCGACCUGGGUUCUGUUCGAAGUCUACGAAUUCAACAUCGUCACCGUCGUUUCGUGGGUCGGCUUGGCCGUCGUCGCUUCCCUCUACCUCUACGGCCACCUCUAUAGGAUCUUCCGGAAGGAAGAGCCUGAUCUGAUGGACAGGCAGUUCCUGAGGGAGGAGAGAGUAGUGGAGGCGGCCAAAUCGGCUGGAUCUUCCAUCGAGCUCGUGCUUCAGUGCCUGGUCCGGAUGAGCACGAACGGAGACUGGAGAGUGUUGGCUCAUCUCGUCGCCGUGCUAUGGUUUGUGGCCUAUGUGGGGAACUUGGUGGAUUUCCUUACGCUGAUUUAUUCAGGUGUUGUGAUGGUAAUGACGCUACCACUGGUGUACAAGAAGAACGAGGGGAGGAUCCUGCAAUCCGGGGUGGCGGCUCAGAUGAAGGCCUUGGAGGUUCUCACCGUGGUGAACGAGACGGUGAUUCGGAGAGUGAAGGGUAAGUUUGUGGCCGUGGCUUCCCCGAGAGACGAGGAUCGCCACGAGAAAGGGCGCGAGGAGGAGGAGGAGGAGUCGAGGGAUGAGGACAACCACAACAACGAAGAUCAGAAGGAGGAGAAGGUGGAGUAGCAUUUCCAUGCAUGCAGAGGAAUAAACAAAUAAGUUCUCUCUAGCUAGGUGAAAUUAGGGUUUUGGUGGGGGAAUUGUUUUUUAGGGGCAGUCAGUCCUUUUUUUAGCUAUAUGCUGGUGUAUAUUAACGUGAUGGUGAUGACGAAAAAUAACUUCCGGGACUGGUCUGAAACGCAGUCUGGCGAAGACGAAUCAUAUUAUAUUAAUACUAAGGUUAACAUCAUUCCUUUGAACAGAAGAGGAUCCUUGGCGCAAUGGUAGCGCGUCUGACUCCAGAUCAAAAGGUUGCGUGUUCGAUUCACGUAGGGUUCAUGUUUUUUUCUUUUCGGUGGAUUCCUUCUUUUCGUAUUCACAACUUUCCUAUACAAUGGUCGUGAAGUAGCUCUUAAGUCAUUCUUAAUGAGGCUGUAUAACCAGCAGGUUGAGAAAUGGAUCCGACUUUCGGUCGAUCUACCCCUUCAAAUAUAAAAUAUCCAGUUUGAG